This is a messenger RNA of Rotaria sordida, 2025 nucleotides long. NCBI's taxonomy places the organism in Eukaryota, Metazoa, Rotifera, Eurotatoria, Philodinida, Philodinidae. The record is from the annotation of a GenBank genome assembly.
AUGGCUUCUGCACAAUUUCAGAUUUUAUCUAUUCUCUGUCGAAUAUCACGUCAAGCUGUAAUCGAUGCUCUUAAAGAAUUUGAUGCAACGACAAUAUUAUCAUCAAAUGCAUUAUCACGUGAUGUAAUCACCACAUAUAUAGGCACGUCUAUUGAACAAUUCCAGAAAAAAACCCUUGACAAUUACCUUUCAUACAUUCAUUAUAUAUUAUCUCUUCUUGCAGAACAUCGUUUUAUAUCUGCAUUAAGAACAAAUUUCUAUACGAGAGGUGUUCUCGAUAGCAAUAAUUUUGUAACUUUUCCUGCCAUUUAUCCACAACAAGUCGAUACAACUCAAUCGUCAUCGAUAUUAAGUGAAACAUGUCAAUGUGAUCGUACAAAUAAUUGUACUUAUCCUGCUGGCAUUUAUAAUCAAUCGCGAUCUAUCAUUCCAAAUGAAGUGUUUUCAUUUGAUGCAUCACCUCUAUUCAUGAUACCAGGAUUUCAAGUUGGAUGUGUACCACAAAAUGCAUUGUUUCAAUCAACAUUGGAAUGCUUUUACAACCAAACAUGUUUAGAUAUUGUGAUUUCGUUGACUGGUGCUCUUCGCACUGUCUCACCUCUAAAUAUAUCAAACUAUUUUUCACGAUUCAGUCCAACAACAACAAUUGCUGUUCUUUUUGAUAAUCUAAUGAUUGAGUCUUGGGAGAACUCUAUUGAUUUUGCUACUUAUUUUCAAACUUGUGCACCUAAAAUCUGUUCAUAUUCAUAUGUACAACGGUUUUUUCUCAUUUACAUGAUUACAACCAUAGUUAGUGUCUUUGGUGGAAUUCGUGUGACAUUACAUAUAGUAUCUCCAUUAUUUGUCAAAUUCAUUUUAUAUUUAUGUUGUCGACGGGUUUCAGUGCAAGAAACUGAAGAAAGAUAUGAACCAAAAAGAAAUUUGCAAGAUGGUACAUGGAAUAUUCUUAAGCAAACUCGUCACAAAAUUAUCACAUUGAAUUUAUUCAAGAAAACUUUCACCAAUGUUCAACAUGGUGUUUAUUCUACACGUGUCUAUAUCAUAUUGCUGAUGUUUGGUAUUUGCAUUUUGACCAUUUACUCUACAUCAAUAGUUAGUUCACAACAAAUCAUUGUCAAAAAUCCAAGUAUCGAUCAAUUUGAACAUCUUCAUGACAUGUAUUCAUCAAUUCUAUCAUGUCCAUGUCGUAAUUCAUCAAUACCACGUUCGAAAUUCAUAUCCAUUGAAGUAAAAAUUCAUCCAUUUUGUACAAGUAAUUUUGUUCGUGAUGAUCGUUGGUUACAAUAUUGGACAAUGAAAUUUCUCAAUGGUAGCAUCGAUCCUACUCCAUCAUUUGAUUUCAAUGAUUUUCAUUUAAGUAAUAUAACAGCGCUUGAUCCAAACACUUUAAUCAAUUUUCAGCCUCAAGAUCCAUUACAAAGUUUAAUGAUUAGUUCUCUUGUUGAUCAAUUGAUUUAUACAGCAAAUUAUACAUUGUACUAUGCUGAAUGUCAACCAGAGAUAUGUACUUAUACAAUAGAUCAGGAAUUACAUGCUAUUGCUCGUAUUAACUUAAUUAUUGGUCUGAUUGGUGGACUAACUAUUCUACUUCGUAUCUUAGUUCCAUCAUUGAUUAAAAUUAUCCAUUUGCUCCAUGGUUUCUGCUAUCAGCAAACACGAGGCAUUGUUGUUGGAUGCUCAAUCAUGGAUGGUCUUUCACAGUCAACAUUUGAAUGUUUCUAUGAUGAUGUUUGCGUCAAUCAACUAAACGAACUGCUUAACACUUCAUUUACUACAUUUAAUCUUAGUGCAACACAGUUCCCACCAACAACUCCAAUUGGAUCGAUUCUAGAUGAGAAUUCCAUAGUAUCAUUCGAUUUAUCAGCGAAUUAUUCUUCAUAUUUUCAAAUAUGUGCUCCAUCAAAAUGUCAAUAUCGUUACAUUGAACAAAAUGGUGUUGUUUACAUAUUCACAACGCUGCUUGGAUUGUAUGGUGGAUUAACUCUUGCUAUUGUACUCAAUAUCCAUCGACAUUAUUUAGGAUAA